AUGUCAUUAUCCUCAUCAAUGUCUUAUUCAUCUUUUGCCACACGUACCACGGCUCAACCAUUGUGCUGCUGUGGGGUCAAAGCCACACUUAAAUACUCAACUACAGCAAAAAAUCCUGGCCAGCCAUUCUUAGGGUGUCCAAAGUACAACACAGAGUUUUUCCAGUGGGCAAAUAGUAAUCAAGUGACUGAGCUCCAGCUCCAAGAAAGAAUCAUGCUCUUGUUACAAAGGGAGAAAGAUCUAGAGAAAAUAGUCCAUCUUCUCGAGAAAAGGGAGAUCGACCUGCAGAAGAUAGUGGAUCAACUUGAGAAGGAGUUGGUGCGUCACACAGAAGAUGGAGAUAUUCAGAGGGAGCGGAAACUGAGUUCUUCACUUUUUAGUGGUUUUGCAUUAGUGGUAGUAUUAAUUUGUAUUGGACGUUUGAUGCUCUUGUAUUAG
Messenger RNA from Carya illinoinensis, 438 nucleotides. RefSeq lists its product as uncharacterized. The transcript is spliced from 2 exons. NCBI's taxonomy places the organism in Eukaryota, Viridiplantae, Streptophyta, Magnoliopsida, Fagales, Juglandaceae. Gene Ontology annotation, molecular function: zinc ion binding. The record is from RefSeq and is a predicted model, not a curated record. The coding region runs from base 1 to 438 and encodes 145 amino acids.